AUGAGAUUGUUGUUUCUUCUUGGAUUCCUCUUACAAGCGUUAGGUGUGAUGGGUUAUCCCAAAUCCGUCGAUCAACUCGAAGGACGUGAUUUGACUGGCUUUGAAUCGAACCGCCCGAACAAACUUUCCAAGCGCACGUUAUCGACAACCAAAAACUCCGUAUUUUGUCCUGCUGCAGGUCCCGACGGCACUAGAUUUGAUUUGAAAGAUUACAACAAAUGCAUGACUGCUUUGAUCUCACGCCAUGUCCCAUGUGCUUACUUCAAGGAUAUAGUUAUGUUUGUCGAAACGGAGUCCGGUGAAAACGCCGUGUUUGAGGACGCCUCACCCAGUGUCGUUAGACACAUAAUGGACGUCAGGCUCAAUGAUGAAUGUCUGGUUGAUAACCCAGUCAAGCCUAGGAGCAACCUACCAGACCCACCAUCCGCGGAUCUUGGUAAAUCAAUCCAGGUACUGUUUUAUGAUAAUGAUACCCCUAGCAAGCAAGUCAUCACGUGUACAGUGGGUAAACCCGAGUACGUGUUCCGACCUGCCCUGCAAAAUCAAAUUUCACCUUUCGGGUCAAUGUCGGGGCACUCAAUUUGA
Melampsora larici-populina 98AG31 is the source of this 585-nucleotide messenger RNA. RefSeq lists its product as uncharacterized. The transcript has 5 exons. NCBI's taxonomy places the organism in Eukaryota, Fungi, Basidiomycota, Pucciniomycetes, Pucciniales, Melampsoraceae. The coding region runs from base 1 to 585 and encodes 194 amino acids. The record is from RefSeq and is a predicted model, not a curated record.